UCCCCUCGUUUUAUCUGCAACAUCCCUCUGCACAGUCAAUGCGAGGAGCUGGAUGCAGCAGGAACCGAGCUGGUUUGCAAUGCGGUUAUGUAAAAGCUAGCUCUGCAACAAAAAAAACCUCCUCCCCACAUACUCUGGGGUUUCGACGCAAACCGGUGCCCCAAAUGCGAAGGACAGUCAGUCCCAGGACUCGGUGGCGAGGCAGCCGAGUUAGUGACGGCGUCUAGAUGUUCCGCAGUGCUGGUCGCUUCCUUGCACAUUAUAUGAUAUUACUACAUCUGGUCCGUUUAGUAAUUAAAGUAUCGAUUUAUUGUUCCCACCUUCAAAGCUCCUGAUGCACGUGAAGAACGCGGAUUGCUAUCUGUUUGCGGUGUAAACCUGAACUGGAAGCUUUGAUUUUUAUUUUUCUCCCUCCCAUCAAUUGCAAAGCCUCUUGUGUCCUUGGGUUAUUUUUUUGAGUCAGAAGAUGGCGGAUCCCACUGAGAUGUUUUCGCUGUCAACCUUCCACUCUCUCUCCCCUCCAGGCUGCAGACCUGCUCACGAUAUCAGCCUGGAGGAGUUUGACGAUGAGGAUUUGUCUGAGAUUACUGAUGAUUGUGGAAUUGGGCUGAAUUAUGACUCUGACCCCUAUGAGAAGGACUGCUUGAUGUUCGAUGUGAAGGGUGCGCCACAGGCCGUCACAGAGAUCUGCUCCUUCCAGGAUGAUCUACAAGAAUUUGAAAUGAUUGAUGACACUGACGACAUGGAAGAACGAGAGUUGCUGCCCUCGCCCACUGCCAGCACUGCCCAUCAGACCCGACCUACCACCUUAAACCUUGCCACACCCCUCUCCCACUCACAGGAUUCUCUCAAUAACAAUACCAGUUUCUCUCCAAGGAAAGCUAGCUGGCAGGAAACACUGCUCCAUUCCUCUAGUGGUCAUUUAACUCCUCCACAUCAAUGUAUCCAAGACAGUAUCCAUCCUGCUGGUUGGUGUCUGACCUCCCUUAACACUGGGACACAUGCCAAUGGAUCACCAGUAAAACACAUGGAAACUGCAACAACACAGUCACCUUUGAAACCACUACUAUACGAUUUUGAAGGAAAUCGACGGGAUACUCUGGAAUACGGUAACAGCAAGGCUGCCCAACUCAUAGAGGAUCAUAAUAAGAAUGUUAUAUUGCCAUCAUUGCCAUAUCCGUCAUUGCAUGCAAACAAAGAACUCGCUAAACACUGUCUCUCUCCGACAGGGUCUUUUGGUUUUCAUAGAAAGUCACCAAGCCCCUUCACGGAGAUGGAACCAGGUCAUGAUGGCAAUGUGCAUCCAACUAAUGCAGCAGACAAUAUAACAUUAGCAAGUUCAGACACAGAGCCGGAACAGGACCUGACUAACAACAGUUCCAUGGGACAUUUUAGUCCUGAUAUUAGAUGCAACGAAACGUACACUCUAGCCUCGGAACUGGGGAUCAACAUUGAGUUAGAAACUGAUCACCACUUUGCUGCCACAAGCAAAUGCCUAUCAUCUUCCAACCUCAGCAACGGUUCCUGUACUCCUGUGUCUGAUGCAGAAUUGGAACAAGAAUUUGGGGUUGAGCUUGCAAGUAGACCAAACAGACCACAUUCAGAGCAAACAACUUCUGUGACAAAUCUUCUUGAAGGAAUCGUUUUGAAAUCUACUCCCACCACUGCAAUGAGUUCUUCUGCUCCCAACAUGAUCUCAGAGUUGAACCCUGACCACAUGACACCAGUGACUACUUACAACCAUGCACAACUAUCUGGUUCCAGUAGUGACACAGCUUCUCCUUCCUCUGAUCUGGGCAUUGUGGCAGAUCUCACCUCGAAAAGUAGCAAAAAGUUCAUACAAUCAUACCAAAGCGAGGAUGUUGGUUCCUCAGGUUCAGACUCAGAACUGGAGGAGCUGGAAGACAGACUAACCUGCAACAAUAGUGCUGCAUGCAACAUGAUUUCUUCCAUCUCUGAAACAGAGUUAGAUCUUACCAGUGAAAGCAGCAGUGGAAGGUCAUCACACUUAACCAACUCGAUUGAGGAAGCAAGCUCUCCCAACUCUGAUCCUGAGAUUGAUUGGGAGGGAGAAAUCUGUACAGCAAGUGUAAAAGAUCGAUUGUACUCAAUAAAGAUGGCAAACAGUGCCAAUGUCAAUUCUUUGAAACCAGUUGUCGAAUGGAACCUUGAGAGUGGAUAUGCAGUGAGAUUUCACAGUGCAGUGGAUCAAAACACUUCAGAUAUUUCCACAGAAAUGACAGAGUCGGAUCAAAUAACUGACCACAUUACAGAUGUCAUUGAUGUGUCUCUGGAAAAUGCCGAUGAGGCUAAAGAACAGGUUAUUUCACCAAAAGAUUCGAAGUUCAGACCAGUAGGUCAGAAUGAAGAGAGUGCCAGGCCAACGUAUCUAGAUAUUGUUCCCAAUCAAGGACUAUCUCGAGUUCCAACCCAUAAGUCACUAAUGCUUGAGAAUGAGGAAGAAAACAGCAAUGAUGAACUGAGUAAUGAUUCUGAGUCUUCAUGUUCUGAUCAUGAUUCAGAUCCUGAUCUCAGUGAAAGUUCUGACUCUCCUUGGCUUCUCAGUAACAUGGUCAACACAAUGAUUUCGCAAGGCUCGCAUACUGUCAAAGACGAGUACUGGCUGCAGACUAAUUCAUUCAGUGAGACUACUUCCUCAUGCUCUGAUAUUGAGAUUGAACCAGUCAAUAAUAGUGAGUUAUUGCCCACUUCAGGCAAUCAAGUCAACUCGGGUGGAGAAGCUUCGGAAGGAACUGAUGUCAAAUUGGUCAUAAUGAAUAGAAACAAUGAUUUUGGUGACUCUAUGUGUUCAGAAGAUGAAGAAAAAGAGAAUGAAGUCGAUGAACUAGAGUUAGAGCCAAUGCCUGUUAAUAGACCACCUGCACCCUACAUGGCUUUGAGUAGUCCACCCCAUAACAAAGCCUCAGCAGGAGAUAAUUGUGGGGUGAUACUCACUCCAACAAGCAUAGACUCCUGUGAAAUGCAAGCAGAGCUCGAUAUUGACUUGAAGAACUGUUGUACAAAUGAAUAUGACCACACAGGAAUCACACAGGCUACAGCUCCAAGCCCCACAUUAAGUUUCAAAUAUGAGGAAUCAGUUGAUUCCCUUCACGGGAUGAGACCAUAUGAGGAUGACAAAGCUCCAAGUUUCAGAGAAGAGCCAGAAGUUGCAUUUAUUCCAGAAGAUGGGUUGAUUGAACUCAGUAAAUCUUCAAGACCAUCAGCCUGGGAGGUGCAGGUGGCAUCAAAUCCAGUUAACAAUGAAACUGACUCCACCAGUAAAUGCUCAAGUCCAUUUUCUCUGUAUAAUGCAACUCCCAAAAUACCCAUAUCAUUUAGUGACCCGUCAAAUGGACCUUUCAGCCUGAGGGAACUCUCUGCAUUACAUAGGACGGGCAGCACACAUUUGGACCAAUCACUGGCCUACGACUCCAUCAAGUAUACUCUGGUGGUAGAUGAAAACACUACUUUGGAUCUAGUCAGUUUGAAACGCUGCACAUCUAUUUUGAGCGAUGAUAGUGAGGUCUCAACGCUGUGUGACAACUGUGAGCUGGAGAUGGACAAUGAGUUUGGAGACUGCAUGCAGAGACAGGAUGUCGAGAAUUCAUCGGAGGAUUCAUCACCAGAAGCCGAUACACAGUUUUCUAAAAAAUUCCUCAAUGUUUUUGUCAACAGCACAUCUCGAUCUUCCAGUACCGAAUCUUUUGGCCUUUACUCAUGUACAAUAAAUGGUGAAGAACGGGAUCAGACUCAUCGAGCAGUGUUCCGGUUUAUACCACGGCACCAGGAUGAGUUGGAAUUAGAUGUUGAUGACCCAUUAUAUGUUGAAGAGGAGGAGGAUGACUACUGGUACAGGGGCUACAACAUGAGAACAGGAGAACGUGGAAUCUUCCCAGCAUACUAUGCACAUGAAGUUGUCAAUCAGGCCAAGGAUUUUCUAGGGAUAAAGAAGAGUAGCAUCUGGAUGGAGAAGUUCAAUGUGCAGUUCUUGGGAUCUGUGGAAGUGCCCUAUCACCAAGGAAAUGAUAUCCUGUGUGCUGCGAUGCAGAAGAUUGCUACCACUAGAAAGCUAACAGUUCACCUGCGACCUCCUGCAAGUUGUGACUUGGAGGUCAGCAUUCAAGGAGUGAAGUUAACUAUGAGUAUGAAUGAGUAUGGAUUGGAGGACAAGAGUGAAAGAUGCAGCCAUUUUUUCCAAAUGAAGAAUAUUUCAUUCUGUGGAUGUCAUCCUAAAAACAGCUGCUACUUUGGAUUCAUCACCAAACACCCAGUGGUGAAUCGCUUUGCUUGUCACGUGUUUGUAUCUGAGGAGACCAUGCGUCGCGUCGCUGAGUGUAUUGGCCAAGCUUUUCAGGAAUACUAUCAGGAACACCUGGAGUACGCCUGCCCAACAGAAGACAUUUAUCUGGAGUAAGGGUUUGACAGAUCUUGCAUUGAUACUUGACAUUUUCCGAGGACCUGAGCUCAACUGUGAGCUGUAUCCCUGCUCCCUGUAUAUAAAGAAAAUUAAACAAACUCCAAUCAAACUAAGAGAAUCCUUGUAAAAGUACAUGGUACUUUGGACCCCUUGUGAGUUUUUGCAUUAACUCUGAAAAGCCUAUCAUAUCAAACCUGUGUUUGCUGCACAAAUCCAUUCCAUAUCCAUUCCAUAUCCAUAUGAAUAUCCAACUCUAGUCUUAAUAUCCUUCUCGUGCCGUUGUUCUAGAUUGCUUCAUAAUCAUCUUGACACCAAAAUAAACAGGUACAGUUCAGAAAGAAUGCGAGCCAAUGUAGCCAAUGGGAGCAGCAUAGAGUGGAGAAUGCCACAUGUGCUGGGAUUAUUUAACUGGCCAUUUUAGCUCUAAUAUACUUUAGCCUGACAAUUAUUUUCCUUGUAUCUGAUGUCAUUAAAUCCCCUAAUUUACAACAGUCCCAACAUAGGUUGGGUAGAGAUAAUAUCAGCAUGAUUUAUGUACAUUAUGUUAUGUGUUUUUAAUAUUAAUCGGUGCUACUCAGAAGUGUGCAGCAGACAGAGUCUGCUUGGCAGGAUGCAGAGUGUUUUGGCCUCAAACCAGCAAAAAGCUUUCUUUGUUGUAGAGUGAACCAUGACUUUGCUAUGGACCAGUUAUAUGUACUUCUGGGGCAAUUGGCUUUGCUUCAUUCAAACCAUUAACUAACCCCCCUCUCCCUCAACCAUCCUCAUUCUUGUCUCACUUAAAAUGAACAGAUUUGGCCCAGAACGCAGACAAGUUUGUCAGACAUAAGUUAUCUCAAUGUUAACAGGAGAAGUGAUGGCACUCCAAUUAAAAAAAAAAAAGGAUACUGGUUACAUUUGUUUCUACAACAGUGGAGGUGAUUUUGAAAGGACUGCUUGGAACAAUCCCACUGUUAGGGUCACUCACCCAUAGUAACGGCUCCAGUUUUCUGGACCACCACAGUCCAGUUGCACCAAUCCAUUGCUCUGCAAUCUCAUCUGCCUUGCGUGAAAUGGGCUCUGCUCAUUGCUGAGGAUGAUCUGUAUGACAUGCAUGGUUUUUAAAAGCUGCAUGAAAUCAAUUCAAAGCUCGCUUCUUGCCCACUGCCAAGGGGAAACUAGAAGUCCAAAAUUCUGGCGCAGAGUGACUCAGUCCUUUAGAUUCACAGUAUAUCCACAGAGAGGGAGAGAGAGAGAGAGCAUGAAGUACUUUAAAUUAAUUUGCUGCUCUCAUUUUAUCCAGCUGUUGUAGUCCAUCUUUAGCCAAGUACACACUCCCUAGUUACUCACGUAUAUCAACUGGAUCAACUAUCGGUUUAACAAUAAUUGCAUGAUAAAUGUUGACAGGAACAGUGCCUUUUAAAUACCCUUAAAGAUGAUGCCCAACUAGAGCUGGGGGUAUACUGUACCGACCCAGCACUCAGUGCAAGAGGCAAAUCAGUUGUGGUCGUGAGGAGUAAUGUCAGUUGUAACUUAUAUACAUUGUUUGUUUGAUAUUAGCAGUCGACUCAGGUUCUCCUUGUGCACCUUCAUUGAUGUGGGAUAUUAACUGAUGUAAUUAUAGAGUGCUGGAGAGACUGGUAAAUGGACAGGAAAAGGAAUUCUGAAAUUACCAUCUCACAGGCAUCUUGUAGCAUGGUGUCAGAGUUGCCAGAGAAAAAGCCUAAAGGGUGCUGGAAGUAGAUUCUUUAGAGCAUCACAUUGGCAUAAUAACUCAUUAUUUAUCAGCUGCUGCCCAGUAGGCAAUCAUCCAUUCAGUAGCAGAGAUGAGCCUACAUUUUCUCUGGUUGGGGAAGGGUUAAGGCUAGAUUAGGAAGAGGGGGGGUGGGGGGUGAAAUUGAGGACAAGUUAGCAGAGUAUGGGAAACACCAAAACUGCCCCCUGGAGCCAGAGGCAUGAAUUUAAGGGCCUCUUUCCUUACAGCUACUUGAAUCAAUCGGCACAGUUUCUGGUGCAAUAGUAAUUAACCAGCAUGCAGCAGAUCACAUCCCAUUGAUGCCAUUUCUGUGUCUCUGACUAAGUGGGCCUCCACGAUACAUCCUUCAGGCCUCACAAGGGUUGUUUGGGUUAAAGGGAAAGGGAAGUCUGUGUUUCCUCCUGAUUGAUGGGUAAAGUACAAGUGUUGAAGCAGUUAGAUGUCUGAGAUACAUGAUCCCUAUAGGACAGAAUGCUCACAAUAAUAUUCCCACGUUUGAAAUCACUGGCAUUGAAACACCAACCUGGUGCACAGCAAGUGUGCCUGCAGAAUGCAAUUUCUUUGGGGAAGGUGAUAGGAGCCUAAAUGGGACAUCUGAAACAAAGGGGGGGGGGCUCUUCAAAAACAAACCUCUACUUUCAAUAAUGAUAUAUAUUUCUUACUUGUGUUUUACCCAACUGCAAAAAGUCUUGGGACCGCAGUGAUCCCUUCAGUGCAUAGAGAAACAAUCACGCUGCAGGAGAGGUACAGGAGCAUGUCAGGAUGCUCAAUCUAAGGUUCCAAUUUAUAGGCAGUCAGGUAGAUAUGUUAGCUUCUUGUUUCGACUGUUCUCUCUAUUCCCUUUCCAUAAGGGCAAAUGUGUUGAAAGGCAGGGCAUAAGUGGAUGGUUCCAGGUUGUGAUGGUCUUAUGAUGUGUGUUAGGAUGUGUGUUAGAUUUCGUUAUAAGAUAAUUAGCAAUUACGAAACAGAAGUCCUCCUGUAUAUAGAACAAUAAAUAUUUAGAAUAAUCUAUCUGAUUAUUUAAACAAAUAUUAUUUAAAUUAUAAUUGCUAUCUAUUAUGUGAGAGUUAAUUUCACAAAAGGGUAAAGUUUAAGGACAUAGAGGAACUAUAUUUAUUGAGUUUGGGUACCAGAAGGAGGGCUUUAGUGGGAACAUAGCGGGAUACUAUACAGGUAGAAUGAUGGGUAUCAUUAGGAAGUAAUAGUACUAGAGAGAUGAGCUUCAGUAGACAGUUGGGGUAUUUAACAGAUAGGAUCAAUAGCAGAUAUAGGAUCUGUGUUGGGUUUCAUGUAGAGAAUAAAUGUAUCAGAGAGAAUUGACCUCAAAUGUAGAAUUUCAGUACCUGCAGAAUUGGCUGUGAUGGGAAUAGAAAAGGCGAGGGGUUGACUUUGAUAAGAGAGAGAGGGUCCUGGAGAAAAAUACUUUGGUAGGAGCAUUAGAAUGCCAGCAGUACAUGUUUUGAUGGGAGAGCAUGGUAGUCAGACCAAUAUGCUUUGAUGAGCAAAUUAAGGAACCAAAUGGAAACACUUUGAAGAAACUAUUAAAGUUUUGAUUGGAGAACAUAGUACUGAAGGAUUGGCCUUUGUCAUGGAACAGUUAGGGAACUGGAAGGAAAGCAUCCAAUGGGUGCCACAAGGAUAGGUUCUUACGAGUAACUGCAAUAGAAUUUUCUUUCUUUUAUGGGAGACCUUAGGAUACCAUGGAAUCCACUUUGGGAAUUUGUUUCUUAGAGGAAUGAGCUUGAGUGGUAGCAUUAGACUAGUUGAUGGUUUUCAGUUGAAAAGGGUAUAGCAGAGGUAUUAACAUUGAUCUGAGAAUUGACGUGCUACGGAAAACGGUUUCACAGGGUGGAAGGAAUAAAUGAUGAAAUGUCUAUUUUCAAGACAAUUUAUGAAGUGAGAAUACUGGACAAAUGGGUCUUGUGUCUGAAUGCAAAAUGACGAAAAAAAAAUAGGUAAGUUAUACAAGGAUAGAGGGCAAUGAAUGGACGCUCCAAAAGAUAGAGACUCCACUCAUUGUCUUGCAUUUCUCAACAGUUGCUUAGAUGAAAUAUGGAGACAAUACAAAAGCUAUGCUCGAUAUGAAUCGGUUGGAUCUUCCUUACAAUGUUAACUUGCAUCAUGAACUUGUAAUUGACUCCGACCAUUCCUGUUGCUGGCGAGAGUGUUGAUCGACACCCCAUAAUCUUGGUAGUGACCACUCAUGAUCUCAGUGACCCCAGGCCAGGGAGGAGAACAUCAUAUUUCUAUGUUUUCUCCUGAACCCUGGAUCUUUGGUUAAAACAAUAUCCCAAUCAGCUCUCAACCUGAAUUUUCUACCGUCACUGUCUACCCAGGUUCACAUGGUAUUGAGUGUGAUACCAAAAGGUAUUUGAUCCACUUAAAUCCCACAUCUGCGAGAAGAAUGAAGUAUUUUGUUAGGGGGAGAAAUUCAUGAGAAUUAGUGGCGAUUCUGACAAUAAAUCAUUCUUUCAGAAAAUUAGUGCAAUCAAUUCACCAACCUGUCCAAAGCAUCUACAAGUCGAGGCAUAUUCAAAACAUGAACUUCUAGCUGCACUAAUCCAGCUGUGGUCAGAGUUGCAAUACAGUUUUAGGCCUCCAUGUAAAAAUUACACAAAGUUUUAAGAACUCCCUUGUCCAUACCUCUAGUAAAGCUAAAAUUGUGUCCCAAAUGAGCAUCCACCAGAACUACAAAAUUCUUCACUCAUUACAAAAUAUAUACAUUAUGAAAUGCAUAGGUAGGUGGUCAUAGUCUUUUGCCAGGAUAGAAAUGUCCAAUACUAGAAGGUGUAGGUUUAAAGUGAAAAUGGGAACAUUUAAAGGAGUCUUACGAUGCAAAUGUUUACAAUGUGUAGGUAACUGUAAUGCGCUGCCAGGGGAGGUAAUGGAAGCAGAUACAAUAGCAACGUUUAAGAGGCAUCAAGACAGGCGUAUAAACAGGCAGGAAAAGAUAGGAUAUAAUGCAGACAAAUGUGCAUUUUAAUUUAGCAUCUUCAUUAGCACAAACAUUGUACGUCAAAGGCCUGUUCCUGUGUUGUAUACUUCUACGUUUUAUUACCAUCAUCCCUGCUUAUUGGAAAUAGUACUUCACAGUGCUCUCUGGCACUGACCUGUACCAAUCUGUUAGCAAGUGACAUAGCUGGCGGUUUCCGACUACCAGGUAAUAGUUGACAAAUUAACAGUAACCAAAUAUCACAAUUCUCAUCCCUUUCAGAUUAAAUUGACUGGAAGUGAAAUGAUUUCCCAGAAUCAAUCAGCCACAUAGUUUCUUGAUCUCAGUUUGUCUUUAAUCUUGUGGUUCAUCAAAUAGAUUGAAAGACCAACAUGUGAAUGACAGCUUACUCCAACCUCCAUUGGUUCCCAGUCACCCUAACUUAGUUACAUUCUCUGCAGUGGUUUCAAACCCAUGGGGGUUUGAGUGUUGAGAGGGAGCCCAGUUAAACUAUAGGCAAUAUUGCACGACAUGGCUUUGACCACAAGGUCUGUAAAGUGAUCUGAAACGCCUAAACAGCUUCUAGUGAACAACACACUGCAGUUAACAACGUUUCCACCUGUCUAGACCUUCAGAUUAAUAUCUCCUGGAAAUAUCAGGUGCAGGCAUCGAGCCCUGGAUUAUACUAGUUAUUAAACUGGUUGCCUGUAUGUUAGCUGCAUUUACCUGUAUGUAAUGUUGGAUUAUGCUAACCAUUCAUUCUAUACUAAACACAUCAAUAUGUAACAGAUUAAGGUAAUUUAUCAUCUAAUUGUAUCAAUGAGAAACUGAUCACAAAGCCUUGUCAUGUUUUUGAGCAUAUGAUUAAAAAACUGUUGAACUUCCAAGUA
Molecule: messenger RNA, 9971 nt
Organism: Leucoraja erinaceus (little skate)
Lineage: Eukaryota; Metazoa; Chordata; Chondrichthyes; Rajiformes; Rajidae
Gene: mapk8ip2
Product: mitogen-activated protein kinase 8 interacting protein 2
Exons: 12
Coding region: 467-4414 (1315 amino acids)
Biological process (GO): regulation of JNK cascade
Cellular component (GO): cytoplasm
Molecular function (GO): protein binding
Source: RefSeq, a predicted model, not a curated record